UACACAUGUAAUGAUUUUGUUUACCGCAUCUACCUUUAUUCCAGAGCUCUCUGACUGCAUUGGCUGUCGCCUUCCGAGCCAUUGCAAGGAGAUCACCUCCUCUUCUUCUUUGGACUUCUUCUUAGUCUACCAUUCUCAGUGCAUCUCAUUGCAACAAGCGUACGACAAUGACGGCUCUACCUCCGGCAAUACAGCACCGGAUAGCUCUCGGAAUCGCCAUUAUCUUUGUUAUUGGCGGAUAUGUGAACAAGUUCAGUGGGCACGAAUUGGUGAUUUUUCGAUCUACCGAUUUGUAUUCUCAUACUCCCAGCUCGGGCAGUGACUAUCGAGCUUUUAUCGGACUUGCUUGCUACAUCCUACCACAGGGCAAAAAGGAUCUUUGGGAGAAUGGUGAUCCCAUUGAAAACGUUCCAGGAAUCCAGGUACAAGAUUUUGACACGGGAAAAGCACUGGUUGAGACGAUCCGAGGAGGAGGCAGUACUUCUUCUUCUUUGAUCAAAAAGGACGACCCGAGAAUAGUAGCUUUGAAAGAAAAGUUAGCAGUGAGACAAAUUUCAAUCGAGGAUGGAUUGCAUGUCCAGUGGCUGUCUGUGGCAAUUCUUGCCAACAAUACGCAAAUAAGCUGGUGGGACUAUCUUACGUCAACAAAGCCUCGUGUUUCCGUUCUCGCCUACGAGAGCUAUAAAAAGCUACAAACCAAUUUGGAUCCACAAUACUGGGGGGCCCUCAUGCCAGAAGAUUCACAUUACCAGGAAUCCAUCAUUUACUGGAUACUCAUGGCCAUACCAGCUACAUUGUUGGCGAACGACCUAAGACCCUUUGGUCCAUCCUCGAAAUCUGCCAGAGAAGCUCUCUUCCGGCCCUUCAGCUCUCCAGUGGCUCUUCUAUUCAAACGAUACCUUGCAGAUGUAUUUUUUGAAUGUAUUACACUGGAUGGGGCGAACAAGGUUUAUCAUUUACCUGGAUACCACAGCAUUGUCUUUUUUCUGCUUGCUCUGUUGGACAGUUGGUUUUUACAACGAAAGCUACACAACAAACAGUACAUGGCUCUGUCUUGUGGUCUGAAGCUUGCAGGUAUCGUGGGAGUUACAAUCUAUGUUUAUCGAUUUGAGCUUGAUCGUCGCUACGACACGGCCCACCUCAGUAUUGAGGCACAGUGGACAAUGGGCAAUCUGGCCGCACAAAUCUUGGCAAUGAUCUAUGGCAGCCAGUACUACGAAACCUUGGAGGCUGCAUUCAACAAGCUCGUGUUGUCCCUUCACUUGUAUUCAGCGGGCUGCACCAAAUUGGGAGAGGCCGGUCUCGGCUGGGUUGAUGAUCGCUAUAUUGCACAAUUGGCUUUGCGGGGGCAGUAUUCCGGCGCAGCCAUCAAAAAGUACCUCCUUGCAGACUUGAUUUUGCAAACGCCCGCCUUCUUCAGAGCUGCUGGCAUGGUUGUAGUUUUUGCCAUGGAACUUACGGCGGUGUUCUCGUGGUGGAACUAUGGCAUGUGUCUGAGGAUCUGGGUCUUGUUCAUGCUCUCAUCCACCUUGACUAUUGGCGUGCCCUUUGCGCCCCAAGCAUUUGGUCCUCUGUCAGGACUGCUCAUCUACAUUACUCAGUGGGGUGUGCUGGUAGUUUGCGUGUUUUGCUUGGUAGUCCUGACUAUCGGAACCCGUUUUCUGGUGAAAGAUGACAACGGCAAAGGAAAGAAGUGGGUUGAUCCAUUCCUCCUUAAAGAGACGAUGGUUGAUAAGCUCGGGCCAUUCGGUAUUGGAAAACCGAAAGCAACGAAGUCCAGCAUGCGAAGACAGCACUUAGCCGCUCAAUCCGUCUCGCCGAUCAAUGAAGAACGCUGAAGAGGAGAAACUUAGAGCAUGCUGGUGUCACGGGGUGCUGAUCAAAGACUCGACUCGUUCCUGAUUAUGCCAACAUGCAACGCAACGGCAACUCUGCGUCUUCUUGCUUCAGGAAUGCUGACUGUUCGUGUGAUACGGUGGGGACCUCAUUUGCAAAUGAAAGAAAGGGAGUAGAUGGCACCGUCAUACGAUUUAGCAAAAAGACUAAAGCAAGUUCACACUCAAACUGCCGAAUGGCUAAAACAAAGGCUGGACUCUGUGGUAGCAUUUUGGUUGUUUGACUUUUUCAUACCCCAUGGGGAUCAUCAGUGCUUGG
Messenger RNA from Seminavis robusta, 2154 nucleotides. NCBI's taxonomy places the organism in Eukaryota, Bacillariophyta, Bacillariophyceae, Naviculales, Naviculaceae. The record is from the annotation of a GenBank genome assembly.